Colletotrichum godetiae is the source of this 1698-nucleotide messenger RNA. Its product is annotated as dihydrouridine synthase-domain-containing protein. Gene Ontology annotation, molecular function: tRNA dihydrouridine synthase activity; flavin adenine dinucleotide binding. Bases 1 to 1698 code for a protein of 565 amino acids. Gene Ontology annotation, biological process: tRNA processing. NCBI's taxonomy places the organism in Eukaryota, Fungi, Ascomycota, Sordariomycetes, Glomerellales, Glomerellaceae. The record is from RefSeq and is a predicted model, not a curated record. The transcript has 2 exons.
AUGGCGACAACGACAGAGGCCCCGACCGCGGGGUUUGAGGCUGGCGCAUCAGCAGCGCCCACGACCAGACCGAAGCUGCACGGCCGGGCAUUCUAUGAGAGUAUUGGAAGUCCAAAGUACAUCCUCGCACCUAUGGUGGAUCAAUCUGAAUUUGCAUGGCGAAUGCUGAGUCGGUCGUUCAUCCCGGCGUCCGAGCAGAAGAAUUUGGUGGCCUACACGCCCAUGUUCCAUGCGCGACUGUACAAGGACACGGAAAACUACCGCCAGUGCCAUUUCCAGGCGGUUAGACCUGAGGACUCGAACAAUGCGACUGCGAUCGCGACCGCCACGAAACCGACUGCGACGACCAAGCCCUGGCUCGACGGCAACCCCGCCAUCGACAGACCUCUCUUUGUGCAAUUCUGCGCAAACGACCCGGACGCCCUCCUCGGCGCAGCGCUCAAGGUCGCCCCCUACUGCGAUGCCGUGGACCUGAACCUGGGCUGCCCGCAAGGCAUCGCCAAGAAGGGAAAAUACGGCGCCUUCUUGCAGGAGGACCAGGACCUCAUCUUCAGGCUCAUCAACACCCUGCACAAGAACCUGCCCAUCCCCGUGACGGCGAAAAUCCGCAUCCUCGAUACGAGGGCGGCGACGCUGGCGUAUGCGCGCAACGUGCUCGCGGCGGGUGCGUCGAUUCUUACGGUUCACGGCCGGCUGAGAGAGCAAAAGGGGCAUUUGACGGGGUUGGCGGAUUGGGAGACGAUUCGGUGGCUCAGGGGCCAGCUGCCGGCUGAGACUGUGCUUUUUGCGAAUGGCAAUAUUCUACAGCAUGAAGAUUUGCAACGCGCGUUGGAUGCUACUGGCGCGGAUGGUGUUAUGAGCGCCGAGGGGAACUUAAGUGACCCGGCCAUCUUCAGCCGGCCGCCGGAAGCCGGUGCCGAGACGAGGGAGUACUGGCGCGGCAAGGACGGGAAGGGCGGGUACCGCGUCGAUGCGGUGAUGAGGCGAUACAUGGAUAUCCUGCACAAGUACGCCGCGGGCCAAGACCCGCCCUCGCGGCGUCCGCUGUUUGUCGUGGGUGAUGACACAGCGUGGAUGGAGGAGAUGGACAAGGCGGAGGCGGAGCAGGACGAGCCGGAGCGGAAGAAGAGGAGGCGGGACGUGACAAACGGGCCUAAAUCCGCCAAGAGCCGGGCGCUGAGCGCGAAUUACUCGGCGAUGCAGCCGCACAUGUUUCACCUGCUGCGGCACUUUGUGUCGAAGCAUACCGACGUGCGGGACCUGUUAGCGAAGAGCCGGGCCGGGGAUUUGGAGGCGUAUGAGAGGAUUUUGGGUAUGGUGGAGCGCAAGGUUGCGGAGGGGUUGAUUGAGUAUGAGGCAAGGGGCGCGGAGAUGUUUGCGGGUGAUGAGGGUCUUGGACCCGAGGCGGAUGCCGUAGAAGCGGAGGAGGAGGACGGGGAGAGUUCGAGGGGUGCGGUGAGGAGGUGUAAGAGGCCUUGGUGGGUUGUACAGCCUAUCAUUCGGCCUUUGCCCAAGGAGGCUAUGGCGAAGGGGGCGGUGUCGUUGAGUAAGAAGGAUAAGGCCAAGUUGAAGGCUGCUGGGGGUGGGGAGGUGAAGGAGGAGAGUAAGGAGGUGGAAGUGAAGAAGCAUGGGGAGAAGGAGGAUCAGAGUGUUCAGGAAAAGGUUCUUGAGACUGAUGAUAAGUUGAUUGCUGGUUGA